AUGCAUUUGAUAUCCGUGGUAUCUCUAUGCCUCCUACUCUGCAGGGCAGUGGCCGCCGAUACCUAUAUGUUAGAGCAGCCGUUGAACUCAACAUUUACCCUAUUUGACAAUUACAGCAAUGAAAUUGUAUCUCCUGGCAGCGAUAUGCUUGAGAUUACACCCAACGCAACCGAUCGGUGGCUUUUCGAGCAAAUCUAUGACUACAACUACAUUAUCAGACACAGCACCAGCCAAAAAUUCCUACAUUUCAAAGUCCUACAGGCUGGGGCGACUGCUAGACUCAGCGAACUGUCUGCGACUGUAUUGGCACCGGUGGUGGUUACGGAUGCCAUCGUGAAAUUUGUCAUAUACGGCCGAAGGAACCAGUUGUGGCUUACCUUGGAACCGUACAACGUUGAAGAACCAGACCGUUUUGUUAUAAGGCUACAAGAGAGGGAACCAGCAGGUCAACAUCAAUUCACCAUGCUUAAGUCACCUCAAAUUAGCAACUAG
Molecule: messenger RNA, 492 nt
Organism: Nannizzia gypsea CBS 118893
Lineage: Eukaryota; Fungi; Ascomycota; Eurotiomycetes; Onygenales; Arthrodermataceae
Exons: 1
Coding region: 1-492 (163 amino acids)
Source: RefSeq, a predicted model, not a curated record